Messenger RNA from Naegleria fowleri, 3519 nucleotides. RefSeq lists its product as uncharacterized. The record is from RefSeq and is a predicted model, not a curated record. The transcript is spliced from 8 exons. Gene Ontology annotation, molecular function: ATP binding; ATP hydrolysis activity; microtubule motor activity. Gene Ontology annotation, cellular component: microtubule; kinesin complex. Gene Ontology annotation, biological process: microtubule-based movement. Bases 1 to 3519 code for a protein of 1172 amino acids. Lineage: Eukaryota; Heterolobosea; Eutetramitea; Acrasida; Naegleriidae.
AUGUCUUCAUCGACCGACUCAGUGCUGGUGGCGGUGAGAGUACGUCCAUUCAAUGAACGAGAGAAACGGAUUAAGGGUGGUACUCAGUGUAUCAUCUCAAUGCAAGGCAAUUCUACGACGGUGAAAGAUCCCGAUACAAGUUUCGGACAAGAGAGAACAUUUUCGUACGACUACUCAUACUGGAGUCAUGAUGAAAAUUCGCCAAAUUUUGCAUCACAAGAAACAGUGUUUAAUGAUAUCGGGAGGCUUAUCAUCAAUAAUGCAUUCGAAGGAUACAAUACAAGUUUGUUUGCCUAUGGACAAACUGGAAGUGGAAAGACAUACACCAUGAUGGGAACCAAAGACGAAGAACAUAGAGGAAUAAUUCCUAGAAUUUGUAGAGCAAUUUUUCAACGCAUAAAGCAAGAUUCUGAAAAACAGGAUGGUAUAACAAGAAUUUAUCGAGUGGAAACAUCAAUGAUUGAAAUUUACAAUGAACAUGUAAGGGAUCUUUUCAAUCCAGAAAAUCCUUUGAACAACAAGGGAGGUCUGAAAAUUCGAGAAAAUCCUGAGACUGGUCCAUACAUUGAAGGAAUUGAAUCUUGUGUUGUUCAUAACGAAGACGAUAUUUUACGAUUAAUGGAUGAAGGAAACAGGCUAAGAACUAUUGCUAAAACUAAUAUGAACGAUACUUCAUCUAGAGCUCAUACAAUAUUUCAAAUUAUUUUAGCGUCGUCUAUUGAGACAGCAAUCCCAGGAAACGCGUCAACCUUCUCUGAAAAGGUUUCAAUUAUUAAUUUAAUUGAUCUUGCAGGAUCAGAAAGAGCUGAUAAAACUGGUGCAACAGGAGAAAGAUUAAAGGAAGGAUCUGCAAUCAAUGUUUCUCUCACUGCUUUGGGAGACGUGAUUAACAAGUUAUCUGAAAAGGCAGAAAACCCAAAUAAGAAGGUGUUUGUGCCCUACAGAAACAGUGUAUUAACUUGGCUGUUAAAAGAAAGUUUGGGUGGAAACAGCAAAACUAUCAUGUUGGCAACCGUGUCACCAAGCGACUACAAUUACCAAGAAACGUUGUCUACCUUACGAUAUGCAAGCAGAGCCAAGAGCAUUAAAAACAAAGCAAAGGUUAAUGAGGAUCCUAACGCUACUGUAAUAAGAGAGCUUCGAGAUGAAAUUGCUCGCUUGAAAAGCCUCAUCAAUGAAAGCAACGUUCCAUCCAAUAAUCAAAUUAUCGUUGAGGAUGAUGAAAAGCAAAAAUUGCGAGAACAGUUAGCACACAGCCAACAGAUUAUAGAACAACUGCAAAAUGCACAAAAGGAAAAGGAAAGAAGAACACAAGAAAUCGAACGAGCGAGAAGGAGAGCUCUUGAAGAAGCCGGAAUUGCUUUCACAGAUAUGGGAGAAAUGGUUAGCUCUGAAUCCAUGAAUGUUCCAAACAUCGUAAACCUAAACGAAGAUCCAAUGAUGAGCGGGUUGCUUGUGUAUUCAUUUAAAAUGGGUGAGACAUUUAUUGGAAGAGAUAAAUCUAACAAUAUCGUCUUGAGUGGACUGCAAAUUAAGCCUCAGCAUUGUGUCGUUAUAAGAUGUGAGGAUAAGGUUACUAUCAAGCCAAUCAAAGAUGCUCUACUGUAUGUCAAUGGAAGGAGCAUAACAGGAGAGGCAGUGUUGAAGUGUAACGACCGUAUAAUUUUGGGUAAUAAUCAUGUUUUCAGAUAUGUAGAUCCAAACAGUUCUGAAACGGAGUCUUCUAUUGAUUGGGCAUUUGCUCAAGAAGAGCUGGCAUAUGAACAAAAACGUGCCAUUGAACUUGCUGUCGAAGAAAAGGAAAAAGAAAUUGAACAAAAUAUGAAACUGCGGAUAUUGGAAAUUGAGAAAGAGUUCGAAAAGCAAAAAUAUCAACAACAAGAGAUUAUUGAAAGACAAGUAAAAGAGCUAGAGCAGCAUAAACAAAAAAUUGAAGAGAUGGAUGAAAAGAAUAGAAGAAAGAAAAAGAGCCUGAAAGAUACAGUUAGAGGAAUGAUCAAAACUAUUCAGCAUAGAUUUUUACAUAGAGAUGAAAAAGUUGCCAAGCAUACAGGAAACAUUUCAAGAAAUAGAAUUGAUGAAAAUUUAAUACGCUUGUUACCAAUGAUCAAAGAAGCAAAUGACAUUGUCAGAGAGUUUAAUAAUAACAUAAGAUAUGAUUUGAAAAUCUUAGUGAAAAAUGCUGAACCGCAGCUUGGAAUUCAAGCCGUCGACAAGGAGCGAAAGAAAACAACAAUGUGGACGGUCGAAGAGUUUGAAGCACGAUUAGUUAAGAUGAGAGAAAAACUAGCAUCGCUGCAAAAUCCUGUUCUGCAAAGUGACGACAGUCAAGAUCCAUUUUAUGGAUGUGCAAUUGAUGUAAUAGCUUCAGCUAAGAUGGAAUUGAAAUUUCUCGCUAGAAGACAACCAAAAGAGGAGCUAUUACCAUUGCAAGAUAUAGAAGGAAAUGUCAUUGGAAAAUUGUUGGUUGCCAUUGUACCUCUGGUGCCAGGUGAUGAAUCAAUGAAACAAAUCCCAACACCUGUCUCUUCUCCUGAUGAUCUCUUAGGAGAUCCGCUCCACUUUCUACUUAAAAUCAAGGCUGUCAAGGAAUUAAGCAUGCAAUCCAAGGAUAAUUUUAUUAGAUUUAGAUUUUAUACUGAAAAACCGAUUACAACCUCAAAGCAAAAUGGUACUAAUUUAUUAUUUAACUUCCAUAGAAGAUAUUGUGUUAGAAGUGUCAAUGAAGAUUUGAUUGAAUAUUUAGAAGAUGGAUUCAUACAAUUUGAUCUCGUUGGAGAGGUCUCUCAAGAGGAGAAAUGGAAUUCGAUUCGUCAAAGAACUUUAUCCUCCAUUUCUGGAUUAAGUUCUAGCAACAAUAGUGACAGUACCUCCUUGAGCCUUCAUGGUUCAUUCAACGGAUCUUCACCAGUUUUGAAACGAAAAGCAAUUCCAAACUUUAGCCCUCCUUCAAGUCCUGUAUCCAGCUCAUCAAAAACCAAUGAAUUGAAUCAAAGCUUGGAUACUGAAAGCUAUACUUCAACGGAACGAGAAUUGGCAAAAGAAAAUGAACAACUUAAGGCAAGGAUAAGAAGAAUGUCUAUUGGAAGUUCUACCUCUCCUCCAAGAGCGAGAUCAGUAAUACCUCCACAAGCAUCUUCAAUCUCCUCAUACUCGAUUUUAAUUGUAAAUUUGAUUGAAAUUAUUGACUGUCCUUAUUCAGAAGGAGACUUGACGUUUAAGAUUUCGCUCUCUCAAGGUUCGGGAAAUAAGUCAUUCAAUGAGAAGGCCAAAUCAAAUUCAAAACCGUGCCGUGUGGGAAUUGUCAAGUUUAAUGAACAAAUCUCUUUCACCAUUGUGGACACUGUUCAGCCAACCAACAAACUCAAAGUCAAACUCAUUCACAACAAGACGCAGGUACUCAAACUCUCCACCACCAUUAAUGACAUCUUUGAAUGUUUCCAAACAGGACAAGAACAAAUUCUUUCAUUUUCUGAUUCUCAUACCAAAUUACGAUGGAGUUUCUCACUCGAUGUUUGA